UUAUAUUUUUCUUUAUCCGAGCAGCCCUCUCGGACCCCACAUAUUAUGCGCUCUUUCCAUAACACAAAUUCCGUCUGCCCGGCCUAAAUUCCGCAGCCACGAGCCACGUGCCACCUGCCCGCAUUCGCGAAGCGUAUCGACGUAGCCGCCGUUACGUGCGCGCCGGCGCGGCCUUUAACCCCGGCCGGCACAGCCCAAGCAUCCGAGCCGCACCAUACUCUGCCCCACCACUUGUGCCACGCCGCGGCCGCCAUUAUUCCUUCCCACUCUCGCCAGCCCUCCCUCACCCGAUGCCGCCGCCGCCGCCGCCACGCACCCUCGUCGUCGUCCUCCUCCUCGCCGUCAUCGUCGUCGGCGCCGUCUCGGCCCAUGGCCGCCUGCUCGCCUCCGACGGUCUCCCUGGGCAGGGGAGCGCGUCCGACGCCACCGUGCUCCGCCUCCCGUCGGCGGGGCGGCCGGUCGGGGAGGCGGAGGAGGGCGGGUGCGAGAUGACCUACGGCUUCCUGCCGUGCACGGAGACGGCGGGGGGCAACCUCUUCCUCGCGCUGGCCUACGGCUUCCUCAUGUUCAAGUCCGCCACCUACCUCUCCGCCGGCAGCGAGCUGCUGCUCGAGAUCCUCGGCCCGGGGAUCGUCGGCGGCCUCUUCCUCCCCAUCCUCGGCGCGCUGCCAGACGCCUUGCUAAUCCUCGUUUCUGGCCUCUCUGGCACUAAGGAGGUUGCUCAAAGUCAGGUUUUGAUUGGAAUGGGCCUGCUGGCGGGGUCGACGAUCAUGCUUUUAACCAUACUUUGGGGAUCUUGUGUUAUUGUCGGUAAAUGUGAUCUGUCAGAGAAUUCAACUACAAUCGAUUCCCAAGAUACCAAAGCCUUCAGUCUUUUUGGCUCUGGUGUUUCCACUGAUUUGCAGACCAGCUAUGCAGCAAGAAUCAUGGCAAUAUCUAUUCUCCCCUUUAUCGUUGUUCAGAUACCGCAAAUUCUGAAGCUCCAAUCUGGUCAUCGCUUAACUCUACUGCUUGGGCUUAUAGUUGCAGUGCUACUUCUGCUUACUUAUUGCCUGUACCAGAUCUUUCAGCCAUGGAUUCAGAGGAGGAAAUUAGAAUAUUCAAGACUGAAGCAUGUAAUGUCUGGGCUUCUGAAACAUGCUCAAAUGCAUACUUUUGGUCACCUUAUUGAUGAUGAUGGCACACCAAAUGUUUCUGUCAUAGAGAAGUAUGACUGGUUUGCAAUUCGUUUUUACCUAUAUUUUCAUCCCAAAAAGUAUCUUCUAAAUGAUACUGUAAAAAUUGGCAGGUUAUUUCACAAAAUUGAUCUGGACAAUGAUGGAAAGAUAGGGCGUGGUGAACUACAGGCUUUCAUCGUUGGUGUGAAUUUUGAAGAUAUUGAGUUGGAUAGUAACCUAGCUACAGAUCAAGUCAUGGCUGACUUUGAUAGGUCUCGGAAUAGUUCCAUUGAAAAGGGAGAAUUCGUUGAUGGCGUCCUUAGAUGGCUGGAAGAAGCUAAGCGUGUUGUUGCUGGUUCUGGUGCCUACUCAAAAAAGUUUAUGGAGGAUUUUCACAUUACAACAGGGGAAGAACAUAAUGCACUGCUUGACAAGCAUGAAGAUGAUGGUGAAUCUAUUGAAAAUCCAACCUGGACAUGCUUCAAGGCCAUUUCACUUUUGCUUCUCGGAACUGCAAUGGCAGCUGCAUUUGCAGACCCACUUGUUGAUGCUGUGCACAACUUUUCAAGUGCUACCAGUAUACCAUCUUUUUUCAUUUCCUUCAUUGCGAUGCCACUGGCUACCAAUUCCAGUGAGGCUGUCUCGGCAAUUAUCUUUGCCAGCCGAAAGAAGCAACGCACUUUGUCUCUAACAUUCUCUGAGGUCUACGGUGGAGUGACCAUGAACAACACGCUCUGCCUGGCCGUGUUCUUGGCUCUCGUUUACAUCAGGGGCUUAACUUGGGACUUCUCUUCAGAGGUGCUCGUCAUCUUCCUCGUGUGCAUCAUCAUGGGCCUCUUCACCAGCUUCCGGACCAAGUUCCCGCUGUGGACGUGCUUCGUCGCCUUCCUUCUGUACCCACUGUCGCUGGUCUUGGUUUACAUCCUCGACUACAAGUUUGGCUGGUCGUAGACCUGACCUGAAUGGUGGUUAGUUGAUAGGUCUGAUAUACGGGGACAAAUGUAGGCAUGAAGACCACUUCUCUUAGGCAUGGGAUCACUUCUCUUACUGCUUGUAAACCUCAUCUUGUACGUGUUUCUGGUUGGAUGGAGACUACGGCAUACUUGGGGCCGUCGCUAAUAAGUUACGAUCAGAGGAGAUGAUAUCUUGUGUGUUGCUGAGGGAAUUGGUUGCAGUAUAAUUCAUCGAGAUAUGUCAUACGGAACAUGAAUAUUUGGAUUAACAAUAUGAGAACUAAAACUGAAAUUACAUA
Messenger RNA from Aegilops tauschii subsp. strangulata, 2409 nucleotides. RefSeq names its product sodium/calcium exchanger NCL2. Gene Ontology annotation, biological process: intracellular calcium ion homeostasis; calcium ion transmembrane transport. Lineage: Eukaryota; Viridiplantae; Streptophyta; Magnoliopsida; Poales; Poaceae. Gene Ontology annotation, molecular function: calcium ion binding; calcium:proton antiporter activity. The record is from RefSeq and is a predicted model, not a curated record. Gene Ontology annotation, cellular component: membrane.